Molecule: messenger RNA, 2003 nt
Organism: Lotus japonicus
Lineage: Eukaryota; Viridiplantae; Streptophyta; Magnoliopsida; Fabales; Fabaceae
Product: calcium-dependent protein kinase 1-like
Exons: 8
Coding region: 178-1713 (511 amino acids)
Biological process (GO): peptidyl-serine phosphorylation; intracellular signal transduction; protein autophosphorylation
Cellular component (GO): cytoplasm; nucleus
Molecular function (GO): calcium/calmodulin-dependent protein kinase activity; calcium-dependent protein serine/threonine kinase activity; calmodulin binding
Source: RefSeq, a predicted model, not a curated record
UUCCCUUUUGCAGUGGCCAUCGAAGACAAAGUCCAUUUGCAGGCAGACACGACGUUCAAACUUGUCCUGUCUUGGUAAACGCAUCCACACAGCGACCUCAAUAACAAGACGAAGAAGAAGAAGCAGUUUCAGCUUCAACAGUUUCAGUUACACCUUUCGCCACCGUUAACUUUUGAGAUGGGCAACCGCAGCAGCCGGAGGAGCUCCGACCACUCUUCCAAAACCCGACCAAAUUCCGGCUCCUACGCCGGCACCUCCGUCCCCCCUCCCGAUCGGAAGCACAAACCACCGCCACCACCCUCCGCCUCCUCCGUUGGCCGCGUCCUCGGCCGUCCCAUGGAAGACGUCCGCUCCACCUACGUCUUCGGCCGCGAGCUUGGCCGCGGCCAGUUCGGGAUCACCUACCUUGUCACCCACAAAGUCACCAACGAGGUGUUCGCCUGCAAAUCCAUCGCCACCCGGAAGCUCGUUCGCCGCGACGACUUGGACGACAUUCGCCGUGAGGUUCAGAUCAUGCACCACCUCACCGGCCACCUCAACGUCGUCGAGCUCAAGGGCGCUUAUGAGGACCGUCACUCCGUCAACCUCAUUAUGGAGCUCUGCGCCGGAGGGGAGCUCUUUGACCGGAUCAUUUCCAAAGGGCAUUACUCCGAGCGUGCCGCCGCCAACUUGUGCCGCCAGAUCGUGACCGUGGUUCACAAUUGUCAUACCAUGGGUGUGAUGCAUAGAGAUUUGAAGCCUGAGAAUUUCUUGUUCCUCAGCAAGGAUGAGAAUUCGCCUCUUAAGGCCACAGAUUUUGGUCUCUCAGUGUUUUUCAAGCCUGGAGAUGUGUUUAAAGAUCUUGUUGGAAGUGCCUAUUAUGUUGCUCCUGAGGUACUGCGUAGAAGUUAUGGACCUGAAGCUGAUAUUUGGAGUGCUGGGGUUAUAUUGUACAUUCUAAUCUCUGGUGUCCCUCCCUUCUGGGCAGAAAAUGAGCAGGGUAUCUUUGAUGCUAUUCUUCGUGGACAUAUUGAUUUCGUGUCGGAUCCUUGGCCUUCCGUAUCUAGUAACGCUAAAGAUCUGGUCAAGAAGAUGUUACGAGCUGACCCUAAAGAAAGGAUAUCAGCAGUUGAAGCCCUUAGUCAUCCGUGGAUGAGAGAAGAUGGAGCACCGGAUAAGCCUCUUGAUAUUGCUGUUUUAUCCAGAAUGAAGCAAUUCAGGGCAAUGAACAAGCUGAAGAAAGUAGCUCUGAAGGUUAUUGCUGAAAAUCUUUCUGAAGAAGAAAUCAUUGGCUUGAAGGAAAUGUUCAAAUCCAUCGACACAGAUCACAAUGGAAUUAUCACUUAUGAAGAGUUGAAAGCUGGUCUCCCCAAACUGGGUACCAAAAUUUCCGAGUCUGAAGUGAGGCAGUUGAUGGAAGCGGCUGAUGUAGAUGGAAAUGGAGGCAUUGAUUAUAUGGAAUUUAUAACAGCUACCAUGCAUAUGAAUAGAAUGGAAAGAGAGGACCACCUAUAUAAAGCUUUUGAAUAUUUUGACAAGGAUAAAAGCGGGUACAUAACAAGGGACGAGUUGGAAACUGCCCUUAAAAAGUAUAAUAUGGGUGAUGAGAAAACUAUAAAGGAGGUCAUUGCCGAAAUUGAUACAGAUAAUGAUGGAAGAAUCAACUACGAAGAGUUUGUAGCCAUGAUGAGGAAAGGAAACCCAGAGUUGGUUACGGACAGACGUCGCAAGUAAUUACGUUGAUCAUAAAAUGCCUAUUUUACUGGGUUGAGGCUCAGGCUCUGCAGGAUUUAGUAAUUCGGGUGAUUUGCAUUCACUGCUCUUUUUUCACAUGACACAUGUUGUAUCUAGUGAGAACUCUUUCUUUGACAAAUACAUGUUUGAUUGCUCCUCUGCAACCCACGUUUAGACCCCAAAAUCAUGUUCAUUUAUAAGCUACAAUAGCUAGCUUCUUAACUAACUUAUUUCCAAUACACAUCCAAACAUGCACUUUGCUAGUAGAGAUUGAGCACAAUUUUCUUCCA